Messenger RNA from Chionomys nivalis (European snow vole), 378 nucleotides. RefSeq names its product histone H2A-Bbd type 2/3-like. The record is from RefSeq and is a predicted model, not a curated record. Lineage: Eukaryota; Metazoa; Chordata; Mammalia; Rodentia; Cricetidae. Bases 1 to 378 code for a protein of 125 amino acids. Gene Ontology annotation, molecular function: structural constituent of chromatin; DNA binding; protein heterodimerization activity. Gene Ontology annotation, cellular component: nucleosome. The transcript has 2 exons.
AUGCCCCGGACCAGGCAGAGCAGCCGCCAAGGGUCGUCUGGUCAGACUCGCCGCCGGGCACGCUCCUCCAGAGCCGGGCUGACACUGUCUGUGAGUCUGGUGGAACACCUUCUUCGGGAGGCCUGCCAUACCGCGCGACUGAGCGAAACAGCGCCCAUCUUGCUGACCGCCAUCCUGGAGUUCAUGGUCCGCAGAGUGCUGGAGCUGGCAACCAACGAGGCCCAACGCCGAGGUGCCGAGAUGUUCAUCACCCCGGAGCUGCUGGACGCCACUGUCUACAACAACACGCUCCUCAGCGAACUGUUCCAGUUCACCACCAUCUCUCAUGUGGCUCUGCCGGAACCUCGCCGUCGGCGUAGCAGUCGUCGACGUCAGUGA